UUUAUAUUUAAUGGCUGUGUUUCAUUUAGAAUUGCCAAGAUAAAAAAAAAUCAUACGCCCCCUUUGGUCUUUACUCCCCCUUUUUUUUUAUUUAAAAACAAAAUAAAUCAACAAUUAAUCAUCUUUAUCUCUUUUCUUCUACAUCUUCUUUUAAAGCAAACAACAAACAAAUAUGCAAAGCUCUUUGGAAAUGGAUAACGAGAUAUAUUUCUGUCGCUGGAUUGAUUGUUCAAUAUCCUUUGAUGACCCUGAACAGCUUUACGCUCACUUAACCAAUGAUCAUGUGGGUAGAAAAUCGACCGGCAACCUUUGCUUAACUUGUCAUUGGGACAAGUGUGAUGUCACCGUUAUAAAAAGAGACCACAUUACAAGUCAUCUUAGAGUUCAUGUACCUUUGAAACCUCAUCGCUGUCAGUUUUGUAGCAAAUCAUUUAAGCGCCCUCAAGAUUUAAAGAAGCACGAAAAGAUUCAUAGUGAUCAACAUAUUGCAACACUCCGAUGCCAUCAUCGAGCUUCAAACGUACAGCAUCAACCUUUAACACCACCUAGUUCUAUAAGCCAAUCUAGUAGGGAUGUAUCGCCUAUUCUAUCGGAUAACCAUCCAAUAUCACCACCCACAAGUACCUACUCUGAUGAAAAUUGGAUGUACUCUGGUGUAUCUUCUACCACAAUGUCCACCCCUCAAAUGAUGCAACAACAGCAAUAUGUUACACAACCAAUGGAAAAUAGUUUUGGCCCUGAUCAUAUUAUCAAUGAUCUAUUGUUCCCUAUGGACACUAAGCCAGUCGAAUAUAACACUGAUGUUGCCAACCGGUUGAAUCAAAUUCAAGGCUUUAUGGACUCUGGACUGAUCAAUCAGUCAAAUUUCAAUUUAAACAUCACCAACGAGCAACAGCUUGAAGAUAUGAAUGACUGGCUGGCUCGUCUUUCUGAUAGUAUUACUACAGGGCAAAUGCCACAACAACCUACGAUGGAUACAGCCACAUCGUUUGCUUAUAGCCAGAUGUCCGGCGUCAACCCACCGCAGGCCCAAUAUGAACAAUUUCCUGUUGUACCAUCACAAAACCAUAUGUAUCCUACUUCAUGCGAAGAAAAUGAAAUGUAUGUGCGAUCACAACCAAUCGUGCCAAGCCAAAAUAAUUACAUGUCAUACCAACAACAACAACCUGUUUAUACUCAACAAAAUAUCGGACUCACUGGUCAGCGUCAACAUUAUACUUCUGUUCCUAAUGUUUCUAGUCAUUAUUUCCAACCGGAGUUAAGGACAACCAUGAAUUUUACAAAGGCAAAUAACCCAGCGAAUGGCGAAGUUGAAAAGGAGGAAAUGGUUUCAUUCAAACCCACUAAAGACGUUACACACGACGAAAAGAAAAAUAUGGCCACUUUGGUUAAUACUUUCUCAAGCGCUUUGGACUUGAACAAGAAGCAGGCAAAGAAACCAGUUAUUGAAGAAGAGGAAGCAGAAGAACCUGUGUUGAAGAAGACGGAUGCUUUAAUAAGGGAUUUAAUUACAAGCGACCUUUCUAAGCUUUCCUUGCAUGAUGAUGAAGAUGCAGUUACUGCAGAAGCAAGUAAAAAUCAAACCUACAGAAAGUCAUCAUCUGAUGCUUCUCUUUAUCCUACAGCUGAAAAUAAUGAUAAUCACAUUUUAUUAUUAAAGAAAAUGGCUGGGUGGGUAAAUGAGAAUUACCGUAAAAACCAUCCUCUUUGUCAAUAAAAUAAGUUUUAAUAACCUUAA
Molecule: messenger RNA, 1738 nt
Organism: Mucor mucedo
Lineage: Eukaryota; Fungi; Mucoromycota; Mucoromycetes; Mucorales; Mucoraceae
Exons: 3
Coding region: 173-1717 (514 amino acids)
Biological process (GO): positive regulation of transcription by RNA polymerase II
Cellular component (GO): nucleus
Source: RefSeq, a predicted model, not a curated record